CUCAACUUAUCCUCAGGAUAUUAGCACCAGCUACUCUCAUCAGCCAUCAGCUCAAUAUGAUCAGUAUGGGCAAUAUAAUACGUCCCAGUUCUAUAACAGCUCAUCUACCUCCCAGCAGGGACAAUUUGAAUCUUCUAACCAGCAGCAGUUGGAAGGGUCCGGUCAGUCUUAUGGGUACAAGGUUAGAGAAGAUAACACUUCAGUGAGCAGGAACUAUUCUUAUGAAGGAACUAGUACAGGAGGACCAUCAGGACAAGAACAGACUGGUGAGCAGUACAGCAGAGCCAGUAACUAUGAAUACAGUAAUAAUAAUAAUGAUGAUGGAACUCGGUACAAUUAUUAUCAACAACAAGUUGGAGGAGGAGAAAAUCAAUGGAUCAAUACACAAGAAGGAGUGGGUGGAGCCUAUCACUAUGGUUACAUGCCGACUCAACCUUACUAUUAUUAUCAACCUUACUAUUACCAGACCACUCCAACCAAUUAUUCGGCCACACCCACCAAUUAUUCGACCACACCCACUAAUUACUCAGCCCCACCCACUAAUUACCAGUCUAACCCAAUUUCUUACGAAGCCACACCCACUUCCGCUGCCGUUUCUCAAUCUACUACAUCAUGGAAUCCUGUUGCUUGGCAACCAGCAUCUCAAGCCACACCCACUAGAGGUGGUGAAUGGCCACAGUGGUCUGGACACAGGUUCUCAAUGAGAGGAAGGGGGCGUGGCUCCAGGGGGAGGGGCUCCAGUGGUAGGGGAGGUGUGUCUAGUGAUAAACCAUCAAGAUGGGACACACCCACUAAUAAUAAAGGUGAUAAUUAUUCGAGUGUUCCACCACCUAAUUCACUGACCACACCAAGCCCAGCCACACCCACUGAAUCAAUUAAAAAGACAGAUGAUGCCAAUACACCUGCUAAGGACUGGCCUCCUGGACUCCAAGAGUACAUGGUUCGUUCUUUUGAGUCUUGUUCUUCGGAGGAAGAGAAGUCUCAAGUUGAAAAGUAUCUUCAAAUUGAAAUUAAUCAAAUGUUUCGUGACAAACGUGUCUGGACAGUUGAUUGGAGCUCUGAACCACUCCCACUAGACAAAUUGAAACGUCAGGCACAGAAAAGAAAAUCACGCUGGGACACGCCCUCUCCCUUGAGUGUGGCCACACCCUCACCUCCUAAUGUGACCACACCCUCCACAACCAGCAAAAGAGGAAAGAAAGGAAAGAGAGGGAGAGGAGGAAGGUUCUCGGCUGAUCGUUCUAUUCCCCCAGACCUUUCAGAAGAGGACAAAGUUAAAGUGGGCCAGAGGGCGGCCAGGUUUGCUAAAGGAUCCGAAGGCAAUAAAAAAUUUAAAGCAAAACUCUCGAUAGAAGAGCUCUUAAAGACAGUGAGUGUAUCAGGUGAGGAAUGUGACUGGGAGUCCUUUUGUAUUGAAGGGACUAGCACUAACCUUGAGAAGCAGUACCUGAGGCUGACCUCAGCUCCCGAUCCUCGAACAAUAAGACCUCAGGCCAUACUGUCUCAGUCUCUGUCUCUUGUACUUGAGAAGAAUGAACAAGGAAGGGACUACAGAUACAUAUGCGAACAGUUCAAGUCUAUAAGACAAGAUCUUACUAUACAAGGCAUUAGGAAUCAGUUCACUGUUCAGGUGUAUGAAUCACAUGGAAGAAUAGCAUUAAAAAAUGGUGAUUGGAGUGAGUUUAAUCAGUGUCAAAGUCAGUUAAAUUCCUUAUAUGGAGAAGGUUUGUUUGGUUCGAAAGCAGAGUUCUUAGCUUAUAAGAUACUCUAUCAUAUGAUGACUAGCGAAACUGCUGAGUUUGUUGGUCUGUUUUGUGACAUUACAAGAGAUCUUGCUGCUGAACCAGCUGUUAAACAUGCCCUGAAUAUGCUGAGGGCCUGGUCUACUGGGAAUUACUAUAGGUUCUUCCGGCUGUACCGCACUCUACCUAAUCAAGGAAGAUACCUCGUUGAUCUGUUUAUAGAAAGAGAGAGGAAGUCUGCCUUAAGAAUAAUGUCUAAAGCAUAUCGCCCUACACUUUCCAUAGACUACAUAUCGUCAAUUCUUUCAUUUUCAAGUCUAGAAGAAUGUAGAAAGUUCCUGAGAGAGUCUUGUGGUGCAGUGUUGGAUCCUGGAUCACUCUCCAUUGACUGUAGACUAACCUUUAAUAAAUUAGCUGCAAAAAGCUAGUAUUAAUAAUAAUUAUUUAUUUAUUUAUUAUCUCCAGAAAUGGCAAAUGAACUCUCCUUUUAUUAUGUAUAAUAAUAUUUUUGGUUUUUUCAAAUUGGUAAUUUCAUUUUGUUCACACUAA
Molecule: messenger RNA, 2291 nt
Organism: Amphimedon queenslandica
Lineage: Eukaryota; Metazoa; Porifera; Demospongiae; Haplosclerida; Niphatidae
Product: THP3 homolog C2A9.11c-like
Exons: 12
Coding region: 422-2170 (582 amino acids)
Cellular component (GO): nucleus
Source: RefSeq, a predicted model, not a curated record